UUAAAAUAUAUGUGUCCUUCCGACCGGAGUGCGUCGCUCUCCGCAAGGGCAGGGUGGUUCUCCAUGGAAGACGCUCUUGCCAACACUCCUUGUUGCCCGUUGCUAUGUUAUUGUUAGGGCGGUUGCUAGAUUACCGCACGAGACUGGGGGAGAGAGAAAGAAGGACAAAGCAGGGGCUACGAAAGGAACGAAGGAGGAAAAGAGGCGAAGAAGGGCGGAGGUAUCGACCGGCGGCUCCCUAUAAAGUACAGGCGACCCCUGGGAUCUAUCCUACGCAGAAUUUUGAAACUAACUCAUCAUGUCUAAGCAAAAAAAAAAAUUAGACUUGAUGACUGAGGAGGAACGUCUGCUAUACCUGCAGCAGAAAAUGCUGGAUGAAGAAGAGGUGCAAAGGAGGAAAGAGGAGAUGUUAAGUCAAUUCUUGAAGGACAAACUGUCUAAAGAACAACACAACACCCGUAUCAACGUCUUAAAGCUAACUGAGAAAUGGCGCACUGUGAUGCGAGAAGCUAAAGCUGCAGAUUUACGCAAGGACAUUGAGAUCUUGACUCAAACCUUUGGAAGAAUUAUAGAUCGGAAAGAUGGCAUCAUCAGGGCUUUAACAAAGGAUUUGGAAGAGGCAGAACAGCAAUAUAUAACAGCCAUGCGUAACCAUGUUCAGAAUGUAGAUAAGUUGAUGGAUUUGCAGCGGAGUAGACUGGUCGUACUCGAGGACGAAUUUGAGGCAGAGUUGGAGUUACUAAAAGAAGAACUUGAUGUUGAGAGACAACAGAUGAUGGCACAGCAUGAGCGGGAAAAGACCAAUCUGGAGCAUAUCAUACAUGCAAUAGACCAGGUCUUUACUAAGGUCUCAGAUACUGCAUGGCAAGACUUUACUAACACAAAGGAAGACCUCACGCACAAGGGCCUGGAGAAGAAGCAUUCACUCCGUGUUCACCUGGAAAGUUUGGUGGAAGAUCUGUGGGUGCAGUUCCAGCUUGGACUAAAGAACUACGUCGACGCAACUGAGGAUAGAAAAAUUGCAUUUGAAACACUGAAGGCACGAGAUGAGAAGAGUUCAAAAGAGAUUGAAAUACAAAUGAAAAAGGCGCAGAAAAUCCAAGAUGCAAUAUCAGCACUGAAGAUUAAGAUGGCGAUCAACACAUGGAAGUAUGAAACAAAACAUAGAAAAAUACGGGAGGGUAAAGAUGCUAUAAAGCAACACUUUCUCAUGCAGAAAAAUCAGAUGAAUAGUCUCCGAGCGUCUGAGCACGAGCAGCUUGUCAAACUGACUGUUGAGAGUAAAGCUGCAAUUGAAGCAUUGAAGAACAUCUGUGCUAAGGGUGAACACAUUCUGAAAAUGGCAGAGGCAUGCAGGAAAUUAGAAACAGAAAAAGAGAAAGUUCUUCCAUUUUAUGCCUGCUCUCUGACCCCAGAAGAAGAGGAAAGGGUUCAAACUUUAAUGAAGAAGCCGCCUUGUGAGGAGCUAGUUCAAAUGAUGACAGAUUAUGAGGCUCUGGACCAAUUCUGGAAGCGCUAUAAUAAGGUUCGCUUAGACCAGAUGGUUCUAGAACAAGAUAAGCAAACCUUACUGCAGGAGAACCAGAAACUUCGGCAACUCCUGAAACAGUACUUAGAUGGAAUCUCAGUCAAUGACCAAAUCCUGUCAAAUCUGAACCCACUCAUUGUUAUAAACAACAAAACAAAUGUGAAAAUUAAUAUGCCUGUGACAGAAUCUGCAAAGCUAGUUUACAAUGUGAUUGAAGCAGCACAUAUUGUUAAUCACACAGUCUAACAAUCACUUCAUUUUGAGCCUAAAUGUGCCUGUCUUUACUGAUUGGUGCCUAACCCUUAUGUCUGUUUAGCAAAGCUUUACUUAAUUACCAAGUUAACUAUCUACUUACCAGUCAUUUAUGUUCAAUAAAUAAUUAGUCUACGUCAUUUGUCAAAUGGUCCAGAUAAAUUUAUGCACAUAGCCUUUGUAACAAAGUAAAUAGCUCAUUGUUUCCAUUUAAGAAAGGCUUUCAAAGUUCAACUCAAUAGCUAAGCCUUUGCAAAUCACCUGUAAUAUUUCUAGCGCACAUGGUGAAUGUAGAGAUAAAGGGCCAGAAAUCUGUCCUUGAUUUUAUGUGCUCAGCACACAAUACAGAGAUUUCAAUGCUGCCAAACUUUGGAAGGAGAGUCCAAUGCCAGUAUAUUCUAUGUUUAAUGCAAAUGGCUACGAUCAAAUUCUAUCCUGUGGUAUGUUGUAACAAAUAGGGGUCUUUAAACUGUAUGGGGAAUUUGGCCCAAAAUUCUGUAGCAGUGUGUAUGAACAACACCAGCCAGCUCUCACCCUUGUUCAGGUAACCUUAUCAACGUGUACAGUACGUCUAGUUCACCUUCCUUUAAAUACAUCUGCACUUUGACUGCCACAUUCCAAGUAUUCUGGGUAGAGAUGUUCUGUAUUUCUGUAACACGCUGCAAUGUUCCACUGCUACGGUAAUGGUUUCUCUGUAGCAGCAAUGUUUGGGUUAUGACUAGAGAUAACUGGGCAUGUUAGCCAAUGAGUGGGAUGUUGUUCUUUCUUGUGUGUCUGGGAGAGGGAUUUUGCGAUUUUUUUUUGCCGGGGAGAGAUGAGGAGAGAAGACACGAAUGGAGAGAUUUGGUAGAUCGCUGGACAGAGUGGACUUGGAGCGAGGGUCUGAAGGUCAGCGAUGAUUGGAGGAGGUCGAUGGUGGAUGAACGGCCUUAUCAGUGAGCUCCAACAUUUGCGCAUUAGACUUUCGUGAGAAUGGGCCCUUUUUCUAUUUUUUUGUUUCUUUACCAACCAUUUGGCAAAUUAAGAAUUAUAAAGCUCAAUCGUUUAAUCGCA
This is a messenger RNA of Hypanus sabinus (Atlantic stingray), 2833 nucleotides long. It is a transcript of the gene drc2, whose product is annotated as coiled-coil domain containing 65. The transcript is spliced from 9 exons. Gene Ontology annotation, biological process: axonemal dynein complex assembly; cilium-dependent cell motility; regulation of cilium movement. The record is from RefSeq and is a predicted model, not a curated record. Gene Ontology annotation, cellular component: axoneme; axonemal dynein complex. Lineage: Eukaryota; Metazoa; Chordata; Chondrichthyes; Myliobatiformes; Dasyatidae. Bases 299 to 1774 code for a protein of 491 amino acids.